UGAUGAAGAAGCAGUUGUGGAUCUUGGAAAAACCAGUUCAACAAUUAAUACCAAAUUUGAAAAGGAAGAACUAGAAAGCCAUCGAGCUGUGUAUAUUGGGGUACACGUCCCAUUUAGUAAAGAAAGUCGCCGACGUCAUAGACAUCGUGGGCACAAGCAUCACCAUCGGAGGAGAAAAGACAAAGAAUCAGAUAAGGAAGAUGGCCGUGAAUCUCCUUCUUAUGACACACCAUCCCAGCGUGUCCAGUUUAUCCUUGGCACUGAGGAUGAUGAUGAAGAACACAUUCCCCAUGAUCUCUUCACUGAAAUGGAUGAACUUUGUUAUAGGGAUGGGGAAGAAUAUGAGUGGAAAGAAACUGCAAGGUGGUUAAAAUUUGAAGAGGAUGUUGAAGAUGGUGGGGACCGAUGGAGCAAGCCUUAUGUGGCCACUUUGUCUUUACACAGCCUGUUUGAACUGAGGAGUUGUAUCCUAAAUGGAACAGUUAUGCUGGAUAUGAGAGCAAGCACGCUGGAUGAAAUAGCAGAUAUGGUGUUGGACAACAUGAUCGCUUCUGGGCAGCUGGAUGACUCAAUAAGAGAGAAUGUCAGAGAGGCCCUUUUGAAGAGACAUCAUCAUCAGAAUGAGAAAAGGUUCACGAGCAGGAUUCCUCUUGUGCGCUCUUUUGCAGAUAUAGGCAAGAAACAUUCUGAUCCUCACUUGCUUGAACGGAAUGGCAUUUUGGCAUCUCCACAGUCAGCACCUGGAAACUUGGACAGUAGCAAAAGUGGAGAAGCUAAAGGUAAUGGAACUGGAGGAAGCCGAGAAAAUAGUACUGUUGACUUCAGCAAGGUUGACAUGAACUUCAUGAGGAAAAUUCCCACAGGAGCUGAAGCAUCAAAUGUUUUGGUGGGAGAAGUAGAUUUUUUGGAAAGGCCUAUCAUUGCAUUUGUGAGGCUGUCACCAGCUGUCCUCCUUUCAGGCUUAACUGAAGUUCCUGUUCCCACCAGGUUUUUAUUCCUUUUACUGGGCCCUGCUGGCAAGGCACCACAGUACCAUGAAAUUGGGAGAUCAAUAGCCACCCUUAUGACUGAUGAGAUUUUCCAUGAUGUUGCAUAUAAAGCAAAAGAUAGAAAUGAUCUCCUUUCUGGAAUUGAUGAAUUUUUAGACCAAGUAACUGUUCUUCCUCCAGGAGAGUGGGACCCCUCUAUACGCAUUGAGCCACCAAAAAGUGUGCCUUCUCAGGAAAAGAGGAAGAUACCUAUAUUUCCAAAUGGAUCUACUCCGACAUCAGGUGAGAUGCACAAAGAGGAGGGACACCAUGCAGGACCUGAACUGCAGAGGACUGGAAGGCUUUUUGGUGGUUUGAUACUUGACAUCAAAAGGAAAGCACCUUUUUUCUUGAGUGACUUCAAGGAUGCAUUAAGCCUGCAGUGCCUGGCCUCGAUUCUUUUCCUAUACUGUGCCUGUAUGUCUCCUGUAAUCACUUUUGGAGGGCUCCUUGGAGAAGCUACAGAAGGCAGAAUAAGUGCAAUAGAGUCUCUCUUUGGAGCAUCUUUAACUGGGAUCGCCUAUUCGUUAUUUUCUGGGCAGCCACUUACAAUCUUAGGAAGCACAGGACCAGUUCUUGUAUUUGAAAAAAUAUUAUUUAAAUUUUGCAAAGAUUACAAUCUUUCCUAUCUGUCAUUACGGACCAGCAUCGGUCUCUGGACUUCCUUCUUGUGUAUUGUCUUGGUAGCUACAGAUGCAAGCAGCCUUGUGUGUUACAUCACUCGGUUUACUGAGGAGGCCUUUGCAGCCCUCAUUUGCAUCAUAUUUAUCUAUGAAGCAUUGGAAAAGCUCUUUCAUUUAGGAGAAGCCUAUGCUUUCAACAUGCACAAUGACCUAGACAAGCUGACAUCCUAUUCAUGUGUGUGUGCUGAGCCUCCGAAUCCUAGCAAUGAAACACUCCAGAAAUGGAUGGAGAUGAAUCACUCAGCACAAACAAUUCCAUGGGGCAACCUGACUGUUUCUAAAUGUAAAACAUUUCAUGGUGUCUUCCUGGGGUCAGCCUGUGGUCUUCAUGGGCCAUAUAUUCCUGAUGUGCUCUUUUGGUGUGUCAUCUUAUUCUUUACAACGUUCUUCCUCUCAUCAUUCCUGAAACAAUUUAAGACCAAGCGCUAUUUUCCUACCAAGGUCCGAUCCACAAUCAGUGAUUUUGCUGUAUUUCUCACCAUAGUCACUAUGGUUGCUGUGGACUACCUUGUAGGUGUUCCUUCUCCAAAGCUUCAUGUUCCUGAAAAAUUUGAGCCUACUCACAAAGACAGAGGUUGGAUCAUAUGCCCACUGGGUGAUAAUCCAUGGUGGACAUUAUUAAUAGCUGCUGUUCCAGCCCUACUGUGUACUAUUCUUAUUUUCAUGGAUCAGCAAAUCACAGCAGUCAUCAUCAAUCGAAAGGAACAUAAAUUGAAGAAAGGAGCUGGAUAUCAUCUUGAUUUGCUCAUGGUUGGUGUUAUGUUGGGAGUUUGCUCAGUUAUGGGUCUACCAUGGUUUGUGGCUGCAACAGUAUUGUCCAUAAGUCACGUGAACAGCUUAAAAGUUGAAUCUGAAUGUUCUGCUCCAGGAGAACAACCCAAGUUUUUGGGAAUUCGGGAGCAGCGAGUUACAGGCUUACUAAUUUUUGUUCUGAUGGGCCUGUCUGUGUUCAUGACUUCUGUAUUAAAGUUUAUUCCAAUGCCAGUUCUCUACGGUGUCUUUCUUUAUAUGGGAGUUUCUUCACUAAAAGGCAUUCAGUUUUUUGACCGUAUCAAAUUAUUUGGAAUGCCUGCUAAACACCAGCCAGACCUGAUAUAUCUGCGUUAUGUCCCGCUUUGGAAGGUCCACAUCUUCACAGUCAUUCAGCUCACCUGUUUGGUUCUUUUGUGGGUGAUAAAAGCCUCAGCUGCUGCAGUUGUUUUUCCUAUGAUGGUUCUUGCCUUGGUAUUUAUACGCAAACUAAUGGACUUAUGUUUUACAAAACGAGAACUGAGCUGGCUUGAUGAUCUCAUGCCUGAAAGUAAAAAAAAGAAAGAAGAUGACAAACAGAAGAAGGAGAAGGAGGAGGCUGAACGGUUGCUUCACGCCGAUGACAGUGACACUGUGCACCUUCCGUUUGAAAGAGGGAGCCUCCUGCAGAUUCCAGUGAAGGCCCUCAAGUACAGUGUUGAUCCGUCAGUUGUUAACAUAUCAGAUGAAAUGGCCAAAACCGCCCAGUGGAGAGCCCUUGCCAUGAGCACCGAGAACGCCAAAGCAUCCAGGCCAAGCAUGAGCCCAGAAAAACCAGUGAGUGUGAAAAUAAAUCUUGAAGAUGAACCUACAAGGAAAUAUGUGGAUGCUGAAACUUCAUUAUAGAACUAAACCAAGAAGAAUUAUGUGUGUGUUGUGUAUUUGUAUAGACUAUUAUUGGCUGCCAUACCACCAAAGUGUGACUCCCCUGGUUUGAAACGUGUUUGA
This is a messenger RNA of Gracilinanus agilis (Agile Gracile Mouse Opossum), 3448 nucleotides long. RefSeq names its product solute carrier family 4 member 7 (gene SLC4A7). The coding region runs from base 308 to 3346 and encodes 1012 amino acids. Gene Ontology annotation, cellular component: apical plasma membrane; plasma membrane; basolateral plasma membrane. The transcript has 24 exons. Gene Ontology annotation, molecular function: sodium:bicarbonate symporter activity; monoatomic anion transmembrane transporter activity; solute:inorganic anion antiporter activity. Lineage: Eukaryota; Metazoa; Chordata; Mammalia; Didelphimorphia; Didelphidae. The record is from RefSeq and is a predicted model, not a curated record. Gene Ontology annotation, biological process: monoatomic anion transport; regulation of intracellular pH; auditory receptor cell development.